This is a messenger RNA of Girardinichthys multiradiatus, 4011 nucleotides long. RefSeq names its product GA binding protein transcription factor subunit beta 2a (gene gabpb2a). Gene Ontology annotation, molecular function: protein binding; transcription cis-regulatory region binding. Lineage: Eukaryota; Metazoa; Chordata; Actinopteri; Cyprinodontiformes; Goodeidae. The record is from RefSeq and is a predicted model, not a curated record. Gene Ontology annotation, cellular component: nucleus. The transcript is spliced from 7 exons. Gene Ontology annotation, biological process: positive regulation of transcription by RNA polymerase II. The coding region runs from base 16 to 1284 and encodes 422 amino acids.
AUUGAUCUGUUAUAGAUGUCGCUUGUGGAUCUGGGAAAGAGGCUGCUGGAGGCAGCCCGGAAAGGUCAGGACGACGAGGUCCGAAACCUGAUGGCCAAUGGAGCGCCGUUCACCACCGACUGGUUGGGGACAUCCCCCCUCCACCUGGCAGCUCAGCACGGCCACUACUCCACCGCAGACGUCCUGCUGAGAGCUGGCGUCAGCAGAGACGCCCGUACAAAAGUGGACAGGACCCCUCUGCAUAUGGCAGCUGCCGAGGGACACACAGUCAUCGUAGAGCUGCUGAUCAGGAGCGGUGCAGACAUCAAUGCCAAAGACAUGCUGAAGAUGACGGCUCUUCAUUGGGCUGCGCAGCACGGACACCACAGCGUGUGCGAGACCCUCAUCAAACACGGUGCUGACGUACAUGCGCGCAGUAAAUUUGACAAGACACCAUUUGACAUCGCAGCGGACAUCCAGAACACUGAGCUGAUGCUGCUGCUGCAGGAGGGCAUGCAGAACCAGGUUAACAUGAACCAGGUGAGCAUGAAUGUUGAGACAACCAGUACCACCAACCAUCCACAGUUCAUCAUCCAGGGAAUACCUGCUAUCCAAGGAGGGGUGGUGAACCUGGCGGAGCUGCUCAAUAAGGCAAACGCAGGAGAAUCGGAAGAGGCGAUGGCUGCCAGUGCUCUGGACUCCAACAUCCAGCAUGCCACAGUGGUCAAUGAGAGCGGCCAGAGGGUCAUCACCAUUGUAACGGACCAGCACGGCAACCUUCAGACUACAGGAGGGAUGUCCCAGCCGUUUUUUGUCACGAUGCAACACGGACAGCAGAUGCUUGCAGUGCCAGCCAACACGGUGACAGAGGAGGUGGUAACAGAGGAGCCUCAGCCUCCACCUUCCAGGAAGAGGAAGCUGGAGGUGACCAACAACCACAAUGACACAGGAGAAACUGAGUUGCUCCAGAGACAACUGCUGGAAGCUAAUAGGAAGGCUCAGGAGUAUCGCCAGCAGCUCCUACGUAAGGAGCAGGAAGCCGAGGAGUACCGCAUAAAGCUGGAAGCCAUGGCUCAAAGUCAGGCCAACACCAGCAAUGGCAACACCGUUGUCAGCGCUGGCGCUAAUGCCGCCAGCCCAGAGGAGGUGGUGGGAGGGGAGGAUGAGGAGGAGGGGGCUGCCGGCGUGGUGGAAGAGGAGGGAGAGAUGGUGGUGCUGCAGGAGGGAGGCAUCAUCAUGGAAGGGGAGGAAGGUCAGGUGACGCUGGUGGAGACGGGCGGAGAGGCGACACAGGUCAGCUCCUAACAUAGAAGGAGGAUGAAGAGCGGGGAGACGCAUCAUAACAGGAGGUGGCUGAUUAGACUCAUACGUUUAACUGAGACAGAAGGGGAGGAGCUGACUCACUGCAAGGAUACAGUGUUCUGAUUAACCUCAAACAUAUGAGGCAAAAUGGAUUCCUUACAGAGAAACUCAGAGAAGAAAGACAGACCGACUACGACGUGCUCCAGCUCUGCAUCAUUUUAAAUCCCAGAAUGAUCUGAGGCUAACAGAUCAGAUCGAUGUGUGCGGACAUGAUGGACAACUUCAGUCAACUCGCUUGUUCCUUUUUCCUGAACGCCUCCUUCAGCGGGCUUUGAUGUGGUCCAAAGGAAAGGGAACGGUGCAUGAACUGUGAAGGACCUUCGUAUAAUGGUUUGCUUUAGUUUGUCAUCCGCCUGCGAACAAUAAUCUAGACAGUAAUGUGAGGAGAUGUCGGGACGAUCCUGCAUGAAGACAAAAUUUCUGUUACCUGAAGAUUGCUAUAGCAACAUUCUGCUCCUUAUUUGAAAUGUGACACAGCAGAAACCUAGAUUUAUAGUUUGUCCUAAUGACAGAUUGUCCUUACUUCCUGUUUGAAGGCCAAUAACUGCCCAUUUAUGUUUUUUACACAUAUUAUGUUCAGUUUUUGUGUGAGUCGUUUAAUUUAGUGAAGUCAGUUUAUCUUGUGUAAUGGCGCCAUAACUGAACGAGUUGUUAGUCUGGGACGUCCUCUCUAGAAAACACACAUAGUUCCUUUUUUAGUAUUGGGACACUACAGUGAUUCCUUCUGAACUGAGUUCCAUUAUUGUAUUUCAUUUCAGUGAUGUUUAUAACUAGCUCUGUUUUUUCCAUCCCUUCCGAGGUGAUUUUGUCAUAUUUAAUAGCCGUGUCUCAUGAUCCUUUAGGGAUUGAUUACGAUUCGGGCAGCAUUUCCCUCCUGCUUCACAACCUCUAUUCUAAUAUCAAGCAGAAAGGCGGAAUAGCCCCGGUUUAAUUCUGUAACAAGCGGUGGGAAUGAUUUCUGGGACACAGCACUUCUCCUUCUGGUUCAUUUCCAACUCGUGUGUUUUAAUCAGUCCCACAGUCCUGGUUUCACCAAAUCCAGAUCUAUCAUUCAAUCCAUAAUUCUCUUUUGCGAUGUUAUUAUUUAGAGCCAAAUUUGUUUGCACCAUCAAGUAGCUAUAAAUUCAUUUCAUCUAAUGGUGCCAAGAUGUAGAACUUAGCAGUUAUACAGUUAUUCUAUUACAUGUUUUGGCUAGUAAAGAAAUCUGUUCAUUUUAAGUCCAAGAUGACCAAUUAAAAUAUUUUAUCAAACCUAAAGUUAUUCAGCUUAUAAAAAAUUCCUCUCUGCAGUAGACCAACAAAUUGUCUCUUUAAUGGUCUACACAUCAUUUUCUAAAAGCGGACCAUUCACAAAAUAACUCCAAGGUCGAGGUGUAUGUUAAAGGUGAUACCAUAUCAGUUGUUUCGCAGAAAAGGUUAUGUUUAUCCCUGGAAAGCUGAAAAAUACUUGAUGUUGUCCCUUUGUCCGUGCAUUCUCCAUCUUAUCUUGGAUCUGUAUGCAGUUUUGCGAUGUUGUCUGCAGUUCUUCAGGUUUGGAACCAACUCUUUGAUAAAUAGCGGCACAGUGUUUCUGUUGGCUUGUUAGGACCUCCACACAAGAUGCAUGACUUUUUGAGGCUUCAGAGGGACUGGAUGGGAGAGGAAACAUUUAUAGGUGGUGUUAACUUGAUUAAUUUGACGUUGUUGGAGCGGUUUGUGGGAAACUCCUUUCAGCAGACCGAUCAAUUUGUUGUGAUUUGCACUGACAUUGUUUUUUAUUAGAGAUGCACCAAUCAGGCUUUUCCUGGCCUGUAUUGUAUUCCAUUUUUCUUUGAGGUGUGACUAGAUUCCUCCCCUUAAUGACUUUGACCAAUAGAAAUGUUACUGAACUUAUACAAAAUUGAUCCAAUUACCUGCUCUUGGUUCUAUACCAAACAUUUAAACUUUUCAGUAUUUGAUCUGCUGAUUAUACCAAUUAGGGAAAAAUUGGCCAUUGCCGAUCUUUAUCCCAUUGAUUGGUGCAUCUCUAUGUGAAAUCUGUCCAAAACCGAACUCUGUCAGUUCAUCAGCUUUCUCUCAGCUCAUUUGAGAGUUACAUCUACAGAUGUUUCCUGCCAAAAACUGAAGCAGAACCACCCGUUUAUGACCGUCCGGUUUGUAAGAAAAAAACGCUGAUGUGAAACAAUCCUGCAGAAAAAUGCUAAUAUUCUCAUUCUGACCUGUCUUGACGUUUUGUGGCAAAAAAACAAACAAUCUUACUCUGAAUCCAAUCACAAUAGAGAAAUACAUUUAUUGUAAGCAGUAAAAACUGACAGCAGGUUCCAGGAGUUAAACACGGACGUAAAAUUUGAGAGCAGUCUACAGUUUACUGUUAUGUUGGAGGUGAAUCCCCUGAAGUCAAACACAUGCUCCUCUGAGGACAUCUUGUUGGUCCAUUUUGUGUUACUGAACUUCACCGUGCUCAGAUCGAUCACACGUAUUCUCUCAGCUGUCCCUCACCACCUCUUCCUUCUUUCUCCUGAAACUAGCUGUUGUUUGUGUUAUAGUUAUUUUUAUAAGCUUUGCAAAACCAACCCUUUUCUAUGUACAUACAAAGUUGUAUUUUUUUAACUUUACCUAAUGGCUUCUCUGUGACGAUGAUGAUGAUGAUGGCUGCCUCAAUCUAAAUAUAAACUUCUUUUUCUUAAAGAA